CUCUCUCUCGCAACUUCUGUACUCCUGAAAUCUUUGUUGCCGAUCUCUCGAUUUCUCCGAUCACCAUGAGUAAGGGACCGGGACUCUUUGCCGACAUCGGCAAAAAAGCGAAAGAUCUGUUGACGAGAGACUACAGUACCGAUCAGAAAUUCAGUAUUUCCACCAACAGUGUCUCUGGCUUGGCUCUUACUUCCACUACUCUUAAGAAAGGAGUAGUACAUGCUGCUGAUGUUGCUACACAGUACAAGUACAGAAACGCUUUGUUCGAUGUCAAGAUCGACACUGAUUCGAAUAUCUUGACAACCAUUACAUUCACUGAGAUCCUCCCAUCGACAAAAGCCAUUGCCUCCUUCCAAGUGCCUCAUUACAACUCUAGCAAGCUGGAGGUUCAAUACUUCCAUGAUCACGCAACAGUCACCGCCAUUGCAGCUUUGAAACAAAACCCUCUAAUUGAUGUAACAGCCACUCUUGGCUCACCAACUAUCUCAUUCGGUGCUGAAGCUGGAUAUGACACCACAUCUCGAACUUUCACAAAGUACAACUUUGGAAUCAUUCUCACAAUGCCAGACAAAUGUGCCUCUGUGAUAUUGAGAGAUAAAGCAGAUUCAAUCAAAGCUUCUUAUCUGCAACACCUAGAUGAGUCGAAGAGAAGCGCCAUAGUAGGAGAGAUUUUCAGGAAAAUCUUUACGAAUGAGAACAUAAUUACUGUUGGUGGAUUGUAUGCGGUUGAUCACUUGACGAAUGUGAAAGCUAAGCUUAACAGUAACGGUAAGCUUGGAGCUCUUCUGCAACAUGAGGUCCUCCCGAAAUCGACAGUGACAAUCUCAGGUGAGAUUGAUACCAAGACGUUAGACAAGUACCCAAGGUUUGGUCUCUCGCUUGCUCUUAAACCUUGAAAACAUUUGGUUAAACAAUGGAGACAUACUACCGUUUUUCUCUCGUAUGCCAUUGUUGAGACUUGGAGUUUUGGGUACCGUUGUUUCUUUUGAAUAAUGAGCUCGGGAGGUGUAAUCUUUCCGUCGAAAAUUCUUUUCGGAGUUGUCUUUUUAGUCUAUUCAUGAACACGCUCAAUGAAACAAUUUUGUCUCUGUUUUCGUCACUGUUUUCUUUCCUAGUAAAAUUCUUCAUUUUUCUGUUU
Messenger RNA from Eutrema salsugineum, 1138 nucleotides. RefSeq names its product mitochondrial outer membrane protein porin 2. The record is from RefSeq and is a predicted model, not a curated record. NCBI's taxonomy places the organism in Eukaryota, Viridiplantae, Streptophyta, Magnoliopsida, Brassicales, Brassicaceae. The transcript has 6 exons. Gene Ontology annotation, biological process: monoatomic anion transmembrane transport. Gene Ontology annotation, molecular function: voltage-gated monoatomic anion channel activity. Gene Ontology annotation, cellular component: mitochondrial outer membrane. Bases 66 to 896 code for a protein of 276 amino acids.